Molecule: messenger RNA, 1665 nt
Organism: Babjeviella inositovora NRRL Y-12698
Lineage: Eukaryota; Fungi; Ascomycota; Pichiomycetes; Serinales
Gene: INO2
Product: Ino2p
Exons: 1
Coding region: 1-1665 (554 amino acids)
Biological process (GO): regulation of transcription by RNA polymerase II
Molecular function (GO): DNA-binding transcription factor activity, RNA polymerase II-specific; RNA polymerase II cis-regulatory region sequence-specific DNA binding; protein dimerization activity
Source: RefSeq, a predicted model, not a curated record
AUGACUAACAACCAUACGCCAUCUGAGUCUAACAGUUCGGAGAUGAAAGAUGUCCCCGACAGCUUCCACGGAAGAAGCUUGUUCAACUCCAACAACCACUCCCUUAACAUGGUUUCGACAAACUCGUUCUUCUCGAAUAUUACCACACACAUUUCGAGAAACUCUGAGUACGUCCAGAACCCCAACAGCGCCAUCCACCCAGACAUACAGGUGCCGGAUGUCCCACAGCUUCCAUUGCAUAUGGUUUCCUCUCAGCUUCCGUCGCAUGGGAUGGCAGGCAUGCCCGCUGACUUCGACGACUUCUCCUUGGAUAUGAUCUCGGCAGACAUGGACUUCGAAGCCGCGUACUCCACGUUCAACGGGUUACAGCAGCAGCACGCGCAAUCGGAGAUCGAAAUGUUGCAAAAGCAGCAACAGCAGUUGUUGAUGCAGCAGACACAGGUCAAGCUGCCGUCCCCAUCGCCUCCGCCUCCCUCCCAGCAGUCACAACAGUUUGCUCCCCCAGGGCUAGCUGCCAAUGUGGCCGAUCCCCUUUACACACACCACCAUUUCCCGGGGAAUACGGACUAUGAUAUUAAGCAGGAGUUCGACAAGAAGCUCUUCGAACAACACCGGCAGCAAAUCUUGCAGGGUUUGAAGCCCACCCACCCAUCCCAGGGGCUUAUUCCGAUGAGCGGGACUCCUCUCAGCGGCCAGGACCCGAAGUAUUUCCUUCUUGACUUGGACUCGCCAAACCAAUACCCCGACAUGCAGAACCACUUGGACAGUUUGUUGUCGGUGACGGAGUCUUCGGCGAUUGAGCACUUCUUGGACACGCUUGACGAAGACGUGAGCAACUUCUUGCAACCACGCCAUGUGUCACAGCCGAGUCUUCCAUCAGAAAUAACGUAUAAUCUCGACGGCGGGUAUGCUCGCAAGCGCGCCCCGUCUAUUCACGAUCAGAUCAAUGAGGCGUUUGAGUAUGGCGGUGACUACCGUGCGCCGGCCCAGCCGCCGGCGACAACUAAUAGUCGUGUCUCCAAGCCCAAGAAGGCAGUCGCCAACUCCUUCGGUCAGCAGUUGAGCGACGUAGGGGCCAAGCUUGCUAAGAGCGAUGUGUCGUUUGAACCGAUCUUCCCCACCUACACAGCUGGUCAGCAGUAUCCCGAGGUGCCGCUACAGGAGGUCCAACACUGGGACUUCCCACCCAACGCUCUGUCUCAGGAUCCGUCUCGUGCAGGGUCUGUGAUUUCCCCAGCCAAAAUCAGUACCAACAAUACACCGCUCUCCUCUGCCCCGUCCUCUGAAUUUUCGUCGACAAAGGUGAACAAGGCCGAGGACGAUACAACGCUUCCCGGCAACGCAGCAAAGAAGAAGCGCACGCCAAGAAAGGCCCUCCUCACCCUGGAACAGAAGCGAGAAAAUCAUACCACCUCGGAACAGCGCCGGCGCCAGUUGAUCAAGGAUGCAUUUGACGCGCUUAUGGAUGCGGUGAACGGUUCUGAGUUGGAUAACGAGAUCAAACCGGUGCUUGUCAAGGCCGAGAGCUUGGAAGUCCCAGAGAAGGGACAGAAGAAGGCGGUCGCGAGAAGCAAGCUUCCAUCCAAGUUUGUAGUCUUGAGUAGUGUGCUCAAAGAAAUGCAAAUGUUGGAGAGCAUCAAUGCAGAGUUGAAGCUGAUGAUGUGA